GUGUGCUGUCGCGGGAAGGCGUCCCCAUUCGUGCAGUGGCCCCUGAGCUUCAUCAUUCUCGGCUUCCCUGGAUGCGGAACAACCAGCAUGAUCAGGGCACUGGAGGCCCACAAGAGUGUGUCUGUUCUUCGGCGUGACCGGUAUGGGAGGCCAUGGAACGGCACCGAAAUGCAGGCGUUGGGCACGCUCAUCGAGGCCGGAAACAGAUCAUCCAUGCUACGCUUCGGCCUGUCAUUGGGACGAGGGCAAAGGACCUCGCACAAAAGAUUGAUGUCCGAUCCCACCGCGGUGUUUGAUGCGGGCAAGACGUGGGCUCUGCUUCAAGUACGACAGGCGAAAUUCUUGGUGAUGUUGCGAGACCCGGUGCCACUUGACGGAUUGCCUUUCAGCAGCUGUCUCCCUUAUGUUGGACUGUUCGUUUUUGGUUGCCUGUACCGAUGCGACAAGUGUAAAGUGUAA
Messenger RNA from Symbiodinium necroappetens, 459 nucleotides. Lineage: Eukaryota; Dinophyceae; Suessiales; Symbiodiniaceae. The record is from the annotation of a GenBank genome assembly.